Ipomoea triloba (trilobed morning glory) is the source of this 1773-nucleotide messenger RNA. RefSeq lists its product as uncharacterized. The transcript is spliced from 2 exons. Bases 369 to 1499 code for a protein of 376 amino acids. Lineage: Eukaryota; Viridiplantae; Streptophyta; Magnoliopsida; Solanales; Convolvulaceae. The record is from RefSeq and is a predicted model, not a curated record.
AACCCUAAACCCUAAACCUCAAACCCUAAACCCCAAGGCGGAAAACCCAAGCCAUUUGACACAAAUCUUUCUCUCUCUAAAAAUAAUGCUCUCCCUUCUCUCUAGAAUUUGACUUUGGAAAUUUUAGGGAAAAUUUUACACAUCAAACUUCAAUUUACCGAUUACUUACGGCAUUUAGUGCAAUUCCUUAAUUUAAUUUCUGGCCUAAGGGCGGUAACUGCCACUCACGGUGGAGCAGCAAGCUGAACCACCUCCUCCACCGGUGGAGGACGGUGGUCUGGUGACAUAUCUGUCACUAGAAUCUGACAGAAAAAAGCACAAGGCUGGAAGAGAAGAAGCUGAUUCCAGAGGCUGAUCAUGGAUCGGCAAUGCCAUUGUGGAGUAAUUUGAUGAAACACUAUGGCAUGAAAUUCGAUGGUGAAGGUAAAAGCCGCACGGUUCAACAAUUGGAUUGUGCGAUGCAACAAAUGAUUCGGAAAUUAAAUUCCGAUGAAUUCAAUGAUGAGUUUGGAAGUGUUGAACCAAAAGGAAAAUCAGAGAGAAAUAGUAAUGAGAAAAGAGAAUCGGACAUUGGAGAAGAAAGCUCCGCGCAUACUCGAUCAUCGAAUUCGUCCAGUGAAUACUCGGAGAUGAUUAAAAUUCGAUGUGGCAAUUUGGAUAUACUUGUAAGUCCAGGCGUGCUUGAUGAUCUGAAAGAACGAUCAAAGAAAGGUGAAGGUGACAUGGAAGUGCUACUGUCGAAAUACAUGAUGGAGGAAAUACAGAAAGCUAUAAAAACGAAGACAGAGGCAAUGGUGGAUAGCUGUAGAUUGGAGGCUGAAUUCGCAAAAGAAGUGAAUAAUAAAAUGAAAAAUCUCACAAAAUUGACAAAGGAGGCAGAGCAAUCAGAUCAGGAAGAUCCAAAAAAGGAAAAAGAGAAUGUUGAAACGACAAGUGUUGUGCCGGAAAUAAUGAAGGUGCAACCAGUUGAGAGGGAGGUGAACACAGGGGUGUUGAAACCAAUAGAGGAAAGAGACUAUGUUGUUCCACAACCUGAAAACAAAAUGGAGAAUCAAAAGGUGAAUCAGAAGCCUGCAAAUAUAAAAAACGAGAGCGCUAAAACAAAUGGCACAACAGGUGUUCGAGAAAAUGUCAACAAGGGACCUGGAAUGGAAAAAGGAAAUAAUAUGAACAUAUUCAAUAAUCUGGGGAAGGGGGGAGGUCCUGUUAAAGGAUUUGGGGAGGGCCAAAGGAAUACACAGAGCUAUGCAUCAUUACUGGCCAGUGGUAAUAGCAAUGGCAGGGUAGAAGGCACUGCCUUUGCUGCCAUUGUUCAACCAGAAAUCAAGGAGAAGAAUCCAGAGGUGCAUAGAGGCCUCCCAGCAAUAAGAUUUGAAGAGUGUGGAAUUAAGCAAUUGAAUGCAAUAGAAGAUCAUCUCUUGAUAGGGAAAUUCUCUUGGGGAAGGCCAAAUCUGGAGGACAUAAGGAGGUGUAGGUGGAAGAAAUCCCAACUGGGGUAGGAAUGCAGGCAAUAAAGCUUGGGAGCAUGCAUCUGAUUAGCACCCUAUCUCCAAGGGGGUGACUGAUCAGGUCCAGAAGCAGAAUAACAGACAAGGAAGAGAGGAUGAUGGUCAGCUCCCUAGAACCAAUGGGGGGGUUGAUAAGACUCAGAAGCAAAACAGUAAGCUGGAAGGGGAGAAUGUACAAAAAGGGAAGGGAGUUAUGAAUGAGGGCUUGCCUGAAACAAGUAGGCAGGCUGAGAUGAGGGGGAUGCAAGAGGAAAUCAAAAUAAGA